GGGGAAAGGCCGGAGACCUGCUGGCCAUGACAACCGGAAGCAUCCCACUGAAACGUGGUAUCGUACGCCAUAUGUCGAGUGCGAAGUCGACGUACGAGCACUGCUGAGUGUUGUCUACUUCUUGGCUGUUGUGCGCCGCAUAAGCCGCUCGCUUCGGCCUCCACUUCCGCUCCCUGCCGUCUGCAUACCCGGAGAUGAGUACUCACUGGGCAGAUCAGCUCUCUGAGCACGAUAGCACUUUCAACGAGGUCGUCCUGAGCUGUAUUGCAAUUUUACAUGGGAUCUGUACAGCCGUCCUCACAUCGCCGUUGACCAUUUGUUACAAGAGCAAUGUGGAAGAACUCAGCCAGACAGUACAAAUCCCACAGGCACAGCCCUCUGUGCGAUACGAUCUGAAUAUCGCUCGUACAUGAACGGCGUAAGCACGUAUGGUAGCAGCACAGCCGGGGCACAUAAAGCAAGACCGUACUUCAGCGAUUUGGUGAUCCUGGUUGCGCUCGUCUCAACGAAGGUACUCCCCACGAAGACAGCACUCGUGGCCGGUAGCCCGCUUUCCCUGGUUAAAACACCUCAAAGUUUUGCAAGGACAAAUCCCUAUCAGCACCCUUGCCAGCCCUGGACGGAUCUGGACAUAGGAUGACGGAUCUGGACAUAUGAUGACGCGCUCUAGAUAUGAGUUUUCACGUAACUCGAGAUGAGUCCUCGAAGUGUUUCACCGUCCCUUGCCCUGCUGACGUUGUGAGCCAGCGACAGGCUACGCAAGGUCGAAGAUAUUUAAGCUACGCAGGUUCGAACUGGAUGGCUGAUGACGGAGAGUGUGCCGUGACGAAAAGCUAAGGUUCGGGUGAGCCGACAGGCAGUCUGCACGCGAAGCGAGACAUGCCCGUCCCGCUGAGAGUGGACUUCGCCGGAAGUGUGAGUAGACGGCGACUGGAAGCGGGGGCAAGCUUUUUCGAACGGAGUUGGGGACGGCGAUUACGCACGCGGUUCGUCUUAGGCAACCCUUCCAAUUCUGGAAGGCUGCCGGCGCCGUCCGGUGAUCUGACAGCGCACAAGCUCCGAGACGUGUUGUGCGGGCGUCCGGGGCCAUCGACGGCGUCCCCGCCGAGUUCGUCGCCGACAACGUGGUUGGUGGGCGUCGCCGGCGGGAAUGUCCCAAUCAGGGCUCGCCGAAGGUCGGGACUGCCGCGUUGGGCAGUUCGGAGCUUGGAUGGGGAAAAAAGGGGGACUGGCACCGCCAGGCUCGCCGCGCGGUUACCAAUGUCACAAAGUCUCGCGUCUCUUUCCCCUUCUUGCCCUCUCCUACCAACUGCACCUGCCCCCUCUCUGUCCGCCCAUCCGCUUGCCCAUCCUCUGUCUACUGCCAACUAAUACUCACACACGACGAACAUUCUUAUCGCUGGACGACGACCUCGAACACGACACUACCCCUUCUUAAUGAUCUGCGCCGCAUGCUCUCUGUCGUCGCCACUCCAGCCCUCCCCGAAUCUGGCUCAAACCAUCAGGCUCCCUCCCAGCAUCAGUAUGGGACUAGAAUACGAUCCAACUCUGUAAUAAAACCUUCCCCACGUCUCCGCCAGUCACCAGAUCCUCUUCCACGACGUAUCAAGCCCGCUCCCGUCGCGAAGGCCAAGGCUUCGGUGAUGUCGAAAGAGCCCACACCCGUACAGAUGCCUAUGUUCCCGCCUGCCAACGUCAUGCUGCACUCAGACGAUGCAACCAGCAAGGUGUUUUUGGCUAUCGGUCGUUCCUUCGUCUCAGUCGAUAAUAAAGCAAUGACUAUCAAGGACCUUGCAGAGAUGACCAUGAAGUUUGGUCUCGUGUGCCAAAAUGUGUCUGCUGCUGGCCAGGCCAUCACGACGUACAUUCGCAAUCACCUCCAGCGGUGUGAAAUCCAGAAGGACCACCCGCUGCUCUUGCGCCACGUUCUUUCUGGGACCCCUUCUGACGACGACCUUGUAUCCGCUCUGUAUUCCCGCUCUGGCGGCGCUCAUUGUUCUCUAUCUCCUGGCGAGAAACGCGUCACCAACUUCCGUCGUGGUACCGUUGUAUGGUACUUGAGCAGAGCGACUGGCAUACCUUGCCCCUUCUCACGUGCGGGUAUUCGCCUAUGCGACUACACUGAGAAUGGUAAGGUCGGCAUCACUGUCAAUCCUGGAAAGGAGAGGAAGCGCGAGCGAGAUCGUAUGCGACGGGCAGAACAGUCUGGACAAAAGCGCAAGCGCCUUCCAAGAGCCUGCGCCGCGAGACCAGGCUCAGAUUCAGAAUCCUCUGAAGAGGAAGAACAACCUCCGCCGAAAGUCAAGCUUAUGUUGCGACUCAAACCAUCCCUUGCGUAUAGCUCGAGCGCUUCUCCUUCCCUGGCGCAGUCGUCGUCGCCUUCCGAUAUCGUGGACUUGUCGACGGAGCCUGACUUGGACGACGAAAUUACAUCUGAUUCCUCUUUGGAUGAUGAAGAGCCUACGCAAGCGGUUUCGUUGCCGUACCCUGUCUAUCCCCGGCCACCGCCAGGCACCUGUGCUUCUAUCGGUGAUGCCUCACCUUCAUUCCCACCAGUCCCUUUCUGCGCGGCAUCUCCGUAUAGCGACCGGUCGUGGCGUUCGCCUUCCAUUCCGUGUAGUGCAACCUCGGCGUCACCCCCGCCUGACUCGGAAAUGGAGGAAGAGGAAGAGGAGGACGAGGACGAGGACGAGGAGGAGGCUGAAGAAGCGGAGCUAGAACAGGAAAAUGAUGACGAAGACGUUGACAUGACCGCAAUGGAGAGUUCUUCAUUCACACACGACCCUGCCGGAUACGACUCGCCAGCUUGGGAAGAUGAGGACGACCUCGACCUGGAUGACGACUACGACACUCAGUGGGGUGAAAGUCCUGGACCGACAUCUCCGCCUGCACAUUUCGAAGAUGAUAUCCAAGUCAAACAGGAGCCGCAAGACGUUGGUAGCAUUCUCGCUGCGUGGGAACAUGAGGAGAAUCUUGCUACUCAGGCGCAUGUAUUAGAUAUCGUCGCGAAGGCUUGUGCCAGCCAAUAUGUCCCUCCCGAGGUCAAGACCGAAGAGGAUGAAUCGUGGCUCUGGCACAACUUCCGCAGUCCUUGCGAUGAGUUUGUCUAUACCGUGGAUGGGGAUACCAUGCGCAUCAAACAGGAGGAGGAGGAGAUCAUGUUACCGCCGAUGGAAUACGACCCAACAUCCCCCAUCUUAUCCCCAGCAACGGCCUACUCUUCCCUACCUGCGUCUUCUACCCCGUAUGAUUCUCCGGUGGUCGAGAGCUGUACGCCAUCACGAUACUUCACUGAGCCACCAUGGCAGGAUGUCGAGUUGCUCGGGCCUGAUAGCGUCAAGCUUAAAGAUUUGGACGACGGAAUUUGGCAGAUCGAGAGCUCCAAGCAAGACCGAAAGUCACGUGCAGACGUUGUGAAGUCGGAUGCUCCUGCGCCUUGCCUGCGUCCGGCACAACCAGUAGAGCCUCAUAAGAUACACGAGAGAUUGGUUAUCAUCACGCGAUCUCAAACGCCCCCUACUGAUGCCUCAGAAUCCUCAUCCGAAAGGGAAAACUCCAGGGAUUCCGUCGCCUCUAUAAGCUCAAGCGCGUCCCAAGCGAAAGCUGGGGAUAGCUGCUCAGCGUCCACGUCUUCUCGGCCUGUGGUUGUGCGCACAUGUGAGCCAUGUAAUCCGUCUGUAUGUGCCACGGAGCUUGAAGGCAUACCUGUGUACGAGAUCACCCUCGGCUCAUCGGUGUUCCUCCGCAGAGUGGACACGGAUUUUGUCAACAUCAGUCCCAUGCUGUGCUUCUUCGACAUGUCCGCCCCAGACAUGUCGGCAACACAAUGGCCAGUCUUGGUUAACAGAGGCAGCCUUGCAGUAUGUGGGACGUGGGUCCCGCUCGCGUCUGCACAGACGCUAUUCCGCGAUCAAGACUCGCUCAGCGUGUUCCUUUCCGACGAUCUGCAUCAACGAUUCCCACCAGCGCUCCAGGAUUUCCACACGUCCAGCUCACAUGAACGCUCGCUCGUGCGCUUUGGCCCCAACUUUCAAUCUACGCAGGAGGCGAAAAAGCAGUUCCUUGGCUCUUUCCGCGUGGAGCUUCCCGCACGUCCCGUGUACAAUUUAGCGGGUGAGGAAGAGGAUCCUAUUCCAGAGUCGCCGUGGGACGCACACUGGCAUCUUCUGCAUCUGCAGGACACCCCCCUUCCAGCGCCAGAAGAAGCUCAGGAGGUGCCGGAGACCCCUUUGAGCCCUGCCGAAGAGGAGAUGUUCCAUGUGCUGUGCUCCAUACCCGACUGGGAAGACUCUGAGAGCCCAGCGUCUCCACCGCCGCCGCCUCCAGCUUCCUUACCUCUCCAACCAUUGCUUUCCCCCCCACAACCCAUCGAGACGCCUCGUACCGAAGCCGUCCCUUGUCGAGAACGUCCAUUGCGGCGAUCUAGACGGGUGAUCCCCGGCGUCGUCAAUCGGCCCCGCACACGUUCAGUGGCGAAGACUUCUAAAUCCAAGAACGCCUGAACCUCGAAACAAGGUGUUACAUUUUGCAUCACUCACGCACGUACUUUCGAUCUUCAUGACAAACUCACGACUCUUCGAUAGACCUAGUAUUAAGUAUGGUGUAUUUCUUGGUACUCCAACCCGCCGCUGGACUGGCCAUGCCCGUCGAGGCUCAGACAUCAUUCCUUUGACUUGCUCUACGAUGGACAACGCAUGCAAUUUGCAGUCUGGCGGAUUCCGACGCGCUGAUACCCCUGUUUCACGCGAUGGCAUCGCAUGCAAUGGCGAACGGUGCUGUCGUCCUCAUGUUGCAGUUGUAAAUCGUAGCAUAAAUCCGUAUGCUAUACAUAUGCGUAUGCCAAUAGUCAGCCUGCUUAGUAGGUAGCGUAGGAUAUCGUCUGAACAAUCGUGUACAGAAUAAACGACUAGUUCAU
Messenger RNA from Phanerochaete carnosa HHB-10118-sp, 4915 nucleotides. RefSeq lists its product as uncharacterized. Bases 1452 to 4502 code for a protein of 1016 amino acids. Gene Ontology annotation, molecular function: DNA binding. NCBI's taxonomy places the organism in Eukaryota, Fungi, Basidiomycota, Agaricomycetes, Polyporales, Phanerochaetaceae. The record is from RefSeq and is a predicted model, not a curated record. The transcript has 8 exons.